Molecule: messenger RNA, 623 nt
Organism: Eublepharis macularius
Lineage: Eukaryota; Metazoa; Chordata; Lepidosauria; Squamata; Eublepharidae
Product: guanine nucleotide-binding protein G(o) subunit alpha-like
Exons: 2
Coding region: 1-267 (88 amino acids)
Biological process (GO): adenylate cyclase-modulating G protein-coupled receptor signaling pathway; G protein-coupled dopamine receptor signaling pathway
Cellular component (GO): heterotrimeric G-protein complex
Molecular function (GO): GTP binding; GTPase activity; mu-type opioid receptor binding
Source: RefSeq, a predicted model, not a curated record
AUGGAUCAGACUGAGUAUGUUGAGGCCCAGAAUAUGGUUCAGCGUAAAGUUCCCAGGCUUAUCCAGCACUGCUUGAGAGGUCCCAACACGUACGAGGAUGCUGCAGCUUACAUCCAAGCACAAUUCGAGAGUAAAAACCGUUCGCCAAACAAGGAGAUUUACUGUCACAUGACUUGUGCGACGGACACGAACAACAUCCAGGUGGUAUUCGACGCCGUCACCGACAUCAUCAUUGCCAACAACCUUCGAGGCUGCGGCUUAUACUGACCCCCCCCUCCCUCUCCCAUUCUGUAUAGCAAGCAACUUAUUUGGAAACAAUCACACCGAGAGGAAAAUAAAAUAAAAUAUUUGAAAAAAAAAAGGCAAAAACAAAAUACGAGUCUCUCACACACACACACGCACACACACGCACACACACAAUAUUAAUGAAUCAUGCAAGUUGGUAAAUAAAAAGGCAUAAUGAAAAAUUAUAUAUAUAUAUAUAUAUGAAAACACAUUUUUUUUUAAGUUUGCCUCAAAGAGCUGUGGACAGAACUGAUACCCCCCUGACAAGUUUUCAGCCCUACCUGACAAUAACAAACAAUUAAAUUUAAAUAUUUGGCUUCCUGAACAUGCCAAGAAAA